Molecule: messenger RNA, 5202 nt
Organism: Fonticula alba
Lineage: Eukaryota; Rotosphaerida; Fonticulaceae
Exons: 10
Coding region: 280-5160 (1626 amino acids)
Molecular function (GO): protein binding
Source: RefSeq, a predicted model, not a curated record
CUCUCUCUCUCUCUCUCUGUCGCCCUCCCUCGCCCUCUCUCCCCCCCACAGUGCUCUGUCUCACGCUUGCUUUCCCCUCCUCGUUCCCUUCCUUUCUCUCUGUCACGCUCUCUUUCUUUCUUUCCCUGGGCCCUCCGGUCGUCCCGCUCCAGGCUAAGAUCGCAGGCUGCUGGUGCACCUGGGAGGUGCCGUCGCCGUUCUCGCGCCCGAACGCGCGUGCAUGCCCCCGGUCCCCUUCCCUCCCCCUUCCUGAAAACCCGCCGACCGGUUUGGCGCAUCAUGCACGGCAUGUCCCUGCCAUCGGUGAUGCGCUCGCUGCUGCUGCUGUCGCUGCUGCUUGCCUGCGGCGGUUCAGCCUCCCGAGCCGGGGCCUUUAAUGUCCCAGACUCGGCCGAUGGCCCAUACAUGGCUGCCCUGCGCGCGGCUCUGCCGGCUCAUCUCAGCCACCACCUGGGCCCCGUGGCCGAUGUGCCCGAGCGUGAGCCCACCUCCCCGGACCGAUCGGUCGUCCACACGCCUGGGCACUCGCACUACUGCACGGCCGUCCCCCAGUCGGUGGUCGUGCCGGAUCGGUCCAUCGGCUUCCUGUGCGAUGGUUCCUCCACUUACGGCAACAAUGCCCGGUGUGACUGGGCCAUUUCGGCCGAGCAGCAGGCCCCCCCCACGCAGCCUCCCCAUGUUGUGUUCUUCUGGAUCGAGUCCUUCGAGACCGAGUGUCUGUGGGAUAAGCUCACCAUCUUUGACGGGGCCACCGUCACCUCGCGCAAGAUCGCCUCCCUCUCGGGCUCCAUGAAGCAUUUCUACUCGGACUUCCCGCCGUCCGAAUCACUGGGCUCCGAUCCCCAGCCCCCCCCUCCGGCCCGAGAAGCGACCACGCACCGAGCCAUCAUGUCUUCGGGGGCCAACGCCCGUGUCCUCUUCAAAUCCGACUCGGCCGUCGCUCUGGAGGGCUUCCGCUUGGGCUUUUCCGUCGCCACCUGUCCUGCCGAGUGCAUGAUCGACAACCGCUGUGUCCCGGACUCCUGCCAGUGCUCGAUCGCCUACAAGCCUGACCAACUGGACAUGGUGUCCGACAUCCUGUGCACGCGGGCCCCGGAGCAUUCCUUCAGCCCGGAUGUGGCCCUCCGCCGCGCCGGACAUGUCUCCGCGCUGUUGAACCUCCCCUCGCUCCCCGGCGCCCCAGCCGAGCAGGCUCUCCUGGUCCAUGGGGGGACCUCCUUCGACUCGCCCUUCCUUUCGGACACGGUGAUCUAUUCUUUCAGCAGCGAGCGCUGGACACCGGUCCUUUCGCCCUCACAUGGCCAUCCGGUCCUGUCGCCCUCGGGCCGGCACAGCCAUGCGCUGGCCGUGGCCGACCCCAGCCAGGGGGUGCUCUUUGUCUUUGGCGGGUAUACAUCCAACGGCGAGAGCGACGAGCUGUGGAUCUUCAAUUUCGGCACUCUCACCUGGCGGCAAGUGCAACGCGGGCCCCAUACAUCCGACUGGCCGCCUCCCCUGUUUGGCCAUUCGCUGUCCUUCGUGCCUGCGUCCUCGGGCGACGGCCCCGGCCACCUGUACCUGAUUGGCGGGUUUGAUGGGCGCGCCAAGCGCAUCAACUCGGUUGUUUGGCGCUUCAGCCUGGACACUCGAACGUGGGAGCGCGUUGGUCUGGCGGCCCCGGAAAGCCUGACGGCCGGGGUGUUUGGCCAUGCGGCGGCCUUUGUCCCAGCCCAUGGGUCGAUCGUCGUGCAUGGCGGCAUUCGUCUGGCUCGCGGGGCCGGGGGCGGGACCAUCCACACGAGCACCAUUUCCCGGGACACCUAUGUCUUCUCGCCGGUGACCCACCAGUGGACGCGCAUGAUAACCCGGGACUCGGCCUACCGGUUCAUGCACCGGAUGGCUUUGGUGCCGGAUUUGUCGCUGCCCAUCCCGAUUGCCCCUCCGUCGCCGCUGGAUGGUGGGACCUCUUCCGGCGGGGCUGCCUCGGCGAUGGAGGCGGCCGUGGCACCACUGCCACUGCCCAUCGCCGGCAAUGUCUGGGGCCUGGUUCUGAUUCAUGGGGGCUUUGCACCCUACACGCAUUCCAUCCCGUCGGUGGCCAACCGUUGUGUCUUCUCCGACACCUUUGUCCUGGACACAAUCUGCUCGGAAUGGACGGCCCUGGCUCUGCCUGGAAACUCGGCCCUGCUGGCCCGCAGCGGCCAUACUCUGGAGGUGUUCCCCGCCCGGCUCGGCCGGUUCCCAGCGAUGUUGCUCUUUGGCGGCUUCAACGGCCAAAUGAUGGCCGACAUGGUAACCUAUGACCUUGGAGACCGGCGGAGUGCCAAUACCCAGUGCCAUGCUCUCUUUUGCCACCAGCAAACAGGCAACCUAUCCAAAUUCCCGAAUCUCAGCCCCUGCCAGACCUGCCAGCAAUCGCCCCUCUGCUCUUGGAGGGUUCUCGACCUUCCGGGCUUGAAGGGUGCCUGUCUGCCGCUGGCCGAUGCCCCCCCGCACAACUGCGCGACCCUGGAGGCGUCGGCCACUCCCAAGGCCACUGUCAUCCAUGGCAGUGGUGGCGAAGAUCACUGCCAAAGCCUGGCCAGCUGCGGUGCAUGCGCCAAGGCGCCGGGAUGCGCCUGGUGCCCGGGGCUCCGGCAAUGCCAGGCCGUGGCUUUGGAUGCCGCGGCGGCGGUGGCAAGCCCGGCAACGACCUCAUCCUGCCCCGAUGGUCUUGAUGUGUCAGGCCGCUGCCCGGCCGAGACAUGCCCCCGGCGGGGCUCCUGCUUCGAGUGUCUGCAGCCUCUUGCCCCGGGGCCCGGACUGGCGGCCCUCCCGCCCGGCACAUCUGCAUCCGUGGUCGACCGGUGCCAGUGGUGCUCGGAGAGCCGCACAUGCGUGGCCCUGGGCCGGUGCGCCACAGGCGCGGACCCCAUCGCGGCGCCGGAUGUGGAGCUCUUCGGCUGGGGCGCAGCCCUCUGCCCGGCGCAGUGUGACUCCUUUGCUGAUGAGUUUUCCUGCUAUUCCGGCUCCCGGCCGCCUCAGACGUCCUGCUUCUGGUGCUCGACCAUUGGCCGGUGUGUGGAUGCAUCGGGCCGGGCCGGGGCGUCAUUGAUGCUGGCCGGGCCGGAUGCCCCCUUUGGGGCGGCCUGCCCGGCGUGGACAAGCCGGCCGGAGCUGCCGCUCGGCAUGCCGAGCACCCACGGACCGGAUGCCCUUAACCAGCCGGCCCUGCCGCCGGAGCUGCCGACCGCCGGCCGGGGGGCCUUCUCCGGGUCCCUCCUGUCGGGGAAUGUCGGCCACUUGGCUCCCUUGCAGUAUCUGGAUCUGGAGGUGGAAGUGCCGGCCGUGGCCGCGGACUUGGUCUUGCAGACGCUCUUCUGGAUUGACCCCCUGCCACGGGGGGUGCCGGACCGUGGCGAGACGCCUGGCCCGCCGGCGGCCGACGGCCGCGGCCCGGAGCCGACGUUGCUUCUGCACCUGAACGGCCCGUCCGGGGUCUGGUCCACCACCAACCGGCUGCUGGUGGUGGGCGCCCCGCGCGCGGUAUCUUCCCUGGGCUGGCCUUCGGGCGCGGGGCGCUUCGCACAGGCGUCCCUGGAUCUGGCCCUGGGCCUGGCCCUGCCGGGCCCGUUGCGGGGCCUCCUCCCGGAUGCCGCACUGGCGGCCGUGCGUCGGGUGACCGCCGCGGCGAGGGCGGCCACCGGCGCCGGCGGCCCAUGGCAGCAGGGCCACCACUCGGCGCCAGGCGGGCCGGGGCUGCUGGCCGGUCGAUACACCAUCCGCCUGCAAAACCAGGGGGCAUACUACAUCCCGGAGACCGGGCCCGGCUCCGACCGGGGCAUUCGCUUCUCGAUCACCGCCUCGUUGGCAGCCCCGGGGACCGGGCACCAUGCGCUCUUCCCGCCGAUGUCGGGCGAUGAAAUCCUCCACCGGGAGGGGAUGAUCGACCUGCUCUUUGGGGCCACCUCCGGCGCGUGGGUCAUCAUCUGCAUGCUGGUGGCCUCGGUCAUCGGGAUCUACCUGCUGAACCUCUUUGUCAUUCGCCGGCGCCGGUACUACGAGUGGCGUCCGCCGGCCGUGCCGGUGGCCUUCUGGCUGGUGGUCACGCCGGGCAGUCGGUCGCCCGGGGUCUGGCGCGCGCCGGCCCCGCCGCCGAAAAAUUGGCUGCCCCCCGACGAGUCUCCCGGCGGGGAGGCCGAUCCGGCCGAGGCGGCGCCCCUGGCCACUGCCACGCCCGAGCCCCUCCCCGAGGCGGGCUCCACCAUGGACGACAUGCGGCUCUUGAUGCCAGGGGUGCCGGGGGCCGAGGCGGCCGCUGCCAAUGCCAGCCUGUCCUCCAUGCAGGUGGUGGCUCUGCAGGAGUGCCCCAUCGGCGGGCAUGGCCAACUCGCGGCCACCAUCCUCGUGGCCCUGCCCACCCCGCCGGAAGAGCUCCAGCCCGGCGAUACGACCGCGGUUCUGUCGAGCCUCGGCCUGGCGACCGUUCAUCAGGUCCCGGUGUCCGGGGCCUACCGGGCAGCCGGGCGCCAUCUUCGCCGGCUCCGGGCCAAGCGCAUGGCGGCGGAGCUGGCGGCCGCGGCCGAGGCCGAAGCGGUGGCCGCCGCCGCCGCCGCCGCCGAGACCGAUGCUGCGGAGGCCGUCGACAUGGACGCCGAGAUGGCCAGUCACCAUGCCAGCGACUCGGACUCCGGCCGGUCGGACGACGAGCUGGAGUCCGAGCGCGCGGGGAUCGGCCCUCCCUUGUCAGCUGGACCGGGAGCCCUGCCGGUCGGGGCCACCCUCCGGCGAUCCUCCUCAGUGGGCAGCGCGCACUCCAGCCGGCAUCUCCUGGCGGAGGGCGGCCACUCGGCCUCCGGGCACAUGGCCGGUGGCCGGGCUGGCGGGCUGCUGCGAGACCUGCACGUGCUGACAGCCCGGUCGCUGGAGCGCCUGCGCACGAGACUGGCCGUGUCGACCCCGCAUGCGGGUCUAUCCGGGCCCAGUGGCGCCGGGUACUAUAUCGAGCUUGGGGCCAUGUCCCCGACCGGUCAGCUGCCAGGGGGGGCCCGGUCUCCUGCCGAAGAAGACCCGGAGGCCUUGCCCUCUCCCGGGAAUGCGGCGGCUCCGUCCCGAAGCGGCGGCCACCCGGAGGCCCAGUCACCCGGCAACUCGGACGCGGGCACUGUCCCGCUGCUGUCGGUGGCCCCGAUCCCGGAGUAGUACACCCGCCGAGGCAUGUGUCCCCUCCCCUCCCCCCCCCCC